Octopus bimaculoides (California two-spot octopus) is the source of this 2141-nucleotide messenger RNA. RefSeq lists its product as uncharacterized. Gene Ontology annotation, cellular component: extracellular region. The record is from RefSeq and is a predicted model, not a curated record. NCBI's taxonomy places the organism in Eukaryota, Metazoa, Mollusca, Cephalopoda, Octopoda, Octopodidae.
AUGACAGACGAAGACAGAAAACUUAUUGUAGAUUUACACAAUAAACAUCGCAAAGACGUUAAUCCUCCAGCCUGUGACAUGAUGAAAAUGUACUGGGAUAAAGACUUGGAAUAUGUUGCUCAGAAAUGGGCAGAAAAUUGCCAGUUUAAGCAUGACAACCUUACAUCAGGGAAAUUUAAUGUCGGACAAAAUUUGGCUCUUGGACACCUAAACUGGUCACAUGCUGUAAGCGGCUGGUAUGGUGAAAUAAAAGAUUUCACCUAUAACAAGCAAAAUGUAUUUUAUAAAGUAGGACAUUACACACAGCUGGUCUGGGCAAGCUCUGCUGCUAUUGGUUGUGGAUUCGCUUAUUGCAAAGGCGUAGGAAGACUGUAUGCAUGUAACUAUGGUCCAGGAGGAAACAGUGCUUACUCUCUUAACCGACCAUAUAAAUCAUGCAAAGGACCUACAAAACUCAUUGAUUGUAAAGGAAAGAUUUGUCUGAAUGGUGGUUCAAGGAUUGGUGAUGGUUGUACGUGUAAAUGUUAUCGGAACAAGAUCUAUUAUGGACCACAAUGUGAAAUGGACUGUUCUCGAGGCAAAGAGCAUUAUCAGUGUGGUAAAUAUUACAAAAAAGAAUAUUGUGCUAAAUACUCCAAUGUUCCAGUCAUAUGUCCUGAGACGUGUAACCUGUGUCCAAGUGCAGUAAUUCCACAUGUGAAAUCAGAACCCUCAAAUCCAAACUUGAAAAACUGUCCUAGGAAGUACCAUAAAAUAGCAAAUCACACAGCUUGCCUUCCGAAAUCUAGUCUUGUAUUAAAAUCUGGCAUGACAGACAAAGACAGAAAACUUAUUUUAGAUUUACACAAUAAAUAUCGGACAGAAGUUAAUCCACCAGCAUGUGACAUGCUGAAAAUGUACUGGGAUAAAGAUUUGGAACUAGUUGCCCAAGCACGAGCCGAAAGCUGUAAUUGCUCCCACGAUGAACCUUAUCUCCGGCAAAUUCCUGGAAAAUUCCACACUGGUCAAAAUUUAGCCAGGCAAGUGGACAGUUGGGCAGCAGCCAUACGUUCAUGGUAUGAUGAAAGGAAAAGCUUUACUUACAAUGCCACUAAUGAUUUCUCUAAAGUAGGACGUUACACAGAGAUGGUACAAGCUAAGACUAUAAGAAUCGGCUGUGGCUUUGCAAAAUGUUCAAACAUGAAUUUCUACGUCUGCCAUUAUGGUCUAGAAGAAAGCUCAGUGUCAGACGUAUCCCGUCCUUAUGAAGAAUGUUCAGGAAAUACAUCUUUAACAGACUGUCAGGGUGAUGUCUGUCUAAAUGGCGGCACCAUGGACCCUGAAACCUGUCAGUGCCACUGCACAAAUAACACUUUUACAUCUGGACCACUUUGCGGCAUGAACUGCUCCCUGGGUAAUGAUCCUGCAGACUGUUCAAAGAAAUACACUGUCAAUGAUUGCUCCCUACAUCCUCAUGUAACCAUGAAAUGUCCUUGGCUUUGUGGAAUCUGUCCAUAUGCUGAAUAUGUAACCACCAAUAAUACAAGAGUGACAGAACUCACCACAGUUUAUGCAACCAUGCCAUUUCCUGAAAGUAAUACAGUUACCAUCCAACCUUUGAAACAGAUGUUUAUUGUAUCUGCUGCUGUGUCCUGCUAUUUCUUGAUCCCGAGUAGCAUGUAGCAUGAAAAUACCAGAUGGAAUUGUAACAUGAAUUUAUACUGAUUUGAUUGCACAAGAUGUUUGGCUUUUUAAAUUUUAACACCAAAACUAAUACAAUGUAUAUACUAACAACCACUUUGAAUUUUAUUACCAUGUACUCGCGAAUGAACAAAAUUUAUUUUGCAUAAUAAUACUAACAAUACAUUUUACCAUGUACAUACUAACAAACGAAAUUACCCUCCGGUGUUCAUACGAAUAACAAAUUUUACUUUAUACAUGCUAACAGUUAAAUGAAUUUUAUUGCCAUACUGACUAACCAUCAAUGCUAUCUUUACUAAAUGCAUACAAACAAACGAAAAUGUAUUUUAUGAUUCAAACUAAAACAGGAGAAAAAAAUCUCAAGCUAUAUAACUAAAAACAUAUCCUAUUAAAGAAUUGAAGAUUAAAGUCUAAAAAUAUUUUGGAAAAAUGUCUAUUUUCAAUAAAGAUAACAUAUUCAA